Messenger RNA from Penaeus indicus, 1752 nucleotides. Its product is annotated as polycystin-2-like protein 1. Gene Ontology annotation, cellular component: membrane. The transcript has 6 exons. Gene Ontology annotation, molecular function: calcium channel activity; calcium ion binding. NCBI's taxonomy places the organism in Eukaryota, Metazoa, Arthropoda, Malacostraca, Decapoda, Penaeidae. Gene Ontology annotation, biological process: detection of mechanical stimulus. The record is from RefSeq and is a predicted model, not a curated record. Bases 1 to 1752 code for a protein of 583 amino acids.
AUGCAGGACCUUCUGCUGGAGAUCCUGGUGUACUUGAUCUUCCUGUACUUGAUCCUGUCCGUGAGCUACGGCGCCAGGGACCCCCACGUCUACUACAUGAGGAGUAAUGUGGAGAAUAUCUUCGUGAAAACUUCGUCCACUACCUGCCCGGCUUUCGAGAAGGCCGUCCUCGAGAGCCACCUGUGGUGCUGGGCGCGCGAGGUGUUGGUGCCCAGCCUGCUCGACACGCGGCUGUACACGGGGGAGCGGCGACCCCAGGACAUGUGCGGGACGAUAGCUGAUCAGGUGACCUUCCUCCUGGGUCAUGCGAUCUUCCGGCAGAUUCGUAUCCGGCCAGGUUCUCCGAAUCGCCACCCGGCCACGCACGAGAACAAAGAGGACGACCGUGACUUUGGCUUCGGCUGGAACGAGACCGCGCCCACGGAAUCGCACUUCGAUUACAUGUCCGCCUUCAAGAUCCACGGAUUUCCUUACGAGGGCACCAUCGAUACGUAUGGCGGCGGAGGGUACUUGGUCGAGCUAAAAGGGCCUAUGAGCCAAGCGGAGAGGACCGUGGACGAGAUGGAGGCAGAGGGCUGGAUAGAUAAAUACACGAAGGCGAUUUUCACGGAAUUUGCUGUUUACAAUCCCCAGGUGAACCUCUUCGCCGCCGUCAUGUUCAUCUUCGAGUUCCUCCCGAGCGGCGGCCUGGUCACCAAGUUCGAGUUCCAGGGCCUGACGCUCCUCCGCUACCAUCGUCCCGGCGGCUUCUACGUGCUGGUAUCCGAGAUCGGCUACAUCCUCUUCACGAUCUUCUACACCAGGAGGGAGUACAAGGCCUACAAGAAAGCGGGCAGGGCGUACUUCAAGUCGGUGUGGACCUUCAUGGAGAUCUGCGUCCUCCUGCUGUCCUACGCCGCCAUCGUCCUGUACCUCCUGAAGACGUCGCUCACCUACUACACGCUGGACAAGUUCAUCGCGACGAAGGGCAAAAAGUACGUGCGCAUCCAGCCCCUCGCCUUUCUGGACUCGACGCUCGUGUACGUCAUCUCGUUCCAGGUGUUUAUAGGUAACAUAAAGCUCCUGAAACUCCUGAAGUUCAACAAGAGGAUCGGAAUGCUCUCGUCGACGCUGAGGUACGCCGCGCCGGACGUCCUCGGCUUCGGCUUGCUGUUCGUCAUCACCCUCGCGGGCUUCGUGUCCGUGUUCUUCCUGAACACCCACACCACCGUCAUGGAGUUCUCGACGUUCGUGAAGGCGGCCGAGUCCAGCUUCUUCCUCAUCAACAAGAAGUUCGACGACAUCGCCAACGCGGCGCCCGUCCUCGGCCCCGUCUUCUACUUCGUGUUCGCCUUCAUCCUGUACUGGGUGGUGUUCCAGCUGCUGAUCGCCAUCAUCUGCGAGGCCUUCGCGCAGGUCAGCAAGGACCUCAACCUGCAGGCCAACGACUACGAGGUCAUCGAGUACCUGACGACCCGCCUGGCCGCCUACCUCUCGGCGCUGCGCCCCAACGCCGUCCGCGCCGCCAACAUCCCGCCGCCCAAGCCCCCCGACGUGGACUCCCUCCUCAGGCACCUCGACCAGUCCCUCGACCGCACGCUCGAGGCCUUGGACCAAGCCACGCCGAAGGCCCUGCCGGAGGAGGCGGAGGCGCAAGGAGGAGGGAAGAAGAUACCGGCCGGGGAGGCGAGGAUACAGGAACGAGCUUGCACCCCUCUGCCGGAGGGAACUCGAGCGCACGGACGCAUAGGAGAUGCCAUACGAGUAGAGUAA